AUGCUUUCCUCCACCACAAUAAGAGUCACGAGCCUGCAAAACAUAAGACUAGCUCGCAACUCAUUCUUGACAUCGACAUCUGCCUUCACAACAAGUGGAGCAAAAACGUCAAGUCCCGAGUGGAUCAGAUCUUUCUCCCAAACAGCAUCUUCUCAAAAGUUCCAAGUCCCGAUCAGGACACGCAACUCACGAAACACCACCAUGGCGGACGACUACAAGACUCGCGCUGGCCAGAUCUUCAACCGCGAUGCAUUCGAGUCACUCAUCAAGCGGAAGCAGUUCUACUGGCAAUCUUUCGAACCAUAUGGCGGAACCAAGGGUCUUUUCGAUUAUGGUCCACCACUGGCCGCCAUUGAGGCCGAAUUCACAAACAUCUGGAGAGACCACUUCGUCCGCUCAGAGAAGAUGAUGGAACUCAAAUGCUCUAUGUUGACUCCGUAUCCGGUGUUCAAGGCGUCUGGUCACGUGGAGAGAUUCAAUGAUUUCAUGUGCAAGGACACCAAGACCGGUGACAUUCUGCGUGCCGAUCAUCUGAUCAAGGACGUUCUUGAGGCACGGUUGAAGGGAGACAAGGAAGCACGAGGUGAGAAAGUCAGCGAUGCGCCCGAAGACCCAAAGAAAAAGAAGAAGGCAUCAAAGGUCAAGAAUGAGGCAGUCAAGCUCGAUGAUGCAGUCGUCCAGCAGUACAACGACAUUCUGGCUACUCUUGACGAUACAGUUGCUCAAUGGGGCCAGAUGAUCAAGGAGCACAAGAUGGUCAACCCAGUCACUGGCAACGAGGUCACGGAUCCUGUGGAGGUCAACCUCAUGUUUCCCACGCAGCUGGGCAUGUCUGGCAAGGAGCAGGCCUACCUACGACCAGAGACCGCGCAAGGUCAAUUCCUGUCCUUUCCAAAGCUUGUCGAGUACAGCGACGGCCAGCUACCAUUCGCCUCCGCUUCAAUCGGCUACAGUUUCAGGAAUGAGCUUUCACCAAGAAACGGUCUUCUCCGGGUUAGAGAAUUCUUGAUGGCAGAGGUUGAACAUUUCGUAGAUGCAGAGGGUGGCAAGAAGCACCCAAAGUUCGCCUCCGUCAAGGACGUUGAGCUUCCCUUGCUCGAUCGCGAUACCCAGUCCGGUAAUGAGGCAAAGGGCAUCUCACCAUCAACUACACCUCAGACCAUGACGAUCGGCAAGGCAGUCGAGACGAAGUUGGUAGACAACGAGACUCUCGGCUACUUUCUUGUCCGUAUCUACCGGUUCAUGGAGCGCAUUGGUGUCGACACGAAGAAGCUGCGAUUCCGACAGCACAUGGCUAACGAAAUGGCACACUACGCCUCCGACUGCUGGGAUUGCGAACUGCAGGGAUCCUACGGCUGGGUGGAAUGUGUUGGCUGUGCCGACAGAAGUGCUUACGAUCUGAGCGUGCACGAGAAGGCGACAGGCGUGCCUCUUCGUAUCCGCGAGCCGCUCAAGGAGCUACAGCAUAUUGAAGAAUAUGUUGCACAGCUGGACAAGAAGGAAUCUGGGCCCAAGCUGAGGAAGAACGUCGGUGCUGUUCAAGCGGCGCUCGAUGAUCUGACUCAAGACAUCAAGGAGAAGUUGAGCAUCAGCUUGCAGGAGCAGGGCAAGGUCGAGGUAGAAGUGCCCAACCUUGGUAAGAUCCAGCUCGGCAAGGAACUUGUUAAGAUCGAGAAGGAAAAGAGGACAGUGACGAUGCGCGAGUUCGUGCCCAACGUCAUCGAGCCAUCAUUCGGCAUUGGCCGUAUUCUUUACCACCUGCUCGAGCAUGCUUUCUGGGUCAGAGAGGGCAAAGACGAGGCCCGAUCAGUCAUGUCCUUCAAGCCAACAGUAGCACCAAUGAAGGUGUUGGUUGUGCCACUGCAGAAAGACCAGAAAUUCGCAUCACUGAUCCAGCAGCUCGAAGACAGGCUAGAUGAGGAAGGUCUUUCCUACAAGGUGGACCAGUCUGGUGUGAGCAUCGGCAAGCGUUACUCGCGCAACGAUGAGCUGGGAAUCCCAUUCGGCAUCACCAUCGAUUACGAAUCACUGGAGGGCAAGACAGCUGGCACAUUCACACUGCGUGACCGCGAUAGCACGAAGCAGGUCCGCGCAAGCCUGGACGAGAUUGUCGAGGCGAUCGCCAAGGUGGUGAAGGGCAAGUGGUCAUGGAGCGACGUACAGCAACGUCUCCCUGCGUACGAAGGCAAGGAAGAAGAGAAGGAAUAG
Molecule: messenger RNA, 2208 nt
Organism: Fulvia fulva
Lineage: Eukaryota; Fungi; Ascomycota; Dothideomycetes; Mycosphaerellales; Mycosphaerellaceae
Product: Glycine--tRNA ligase 1, mitochondrial
Exons: 1
Coding region: 1-2208 (735 amino acids)
Biological process (GO): mitochondrial glycyl-tRNA aminoacylation
Cellular component (GO): cytoplasm; mitochondrion
Molecular function (GO): ATP binding; glycine-tRNA ligase activity
Source: RefSeq, a predicted model, not a curated record